UUGCCUUCAUUCGAUUCUACCUCCCUUUCCCUUUGCUCUUUCAUUCGCUGUUCGAUCUCUUCUCCCAAAUAUCUUCUCCCAGAUAUUUUCCUCUCCCGACUCCACUCGAUUCUUCUUCUUCUCCCUCCGGAUUCCAGCUACCGAUUUCUUCGCUCCGAGUCUUCGUUUUGGGCUCGAAAUCGGCGGAGUCUUCGGGUCUUAGCUCUGUGAUGUGAUCGUGAGGUAUCGGAGCAAAAACAGUAGAUGGAUCCGACGGCGAUGGUUGCGGGUCCGGGGAUGGACUUGCCGAUCAUACACGACAGUGACCGCUACGACUUCGUUAAGGACAUCGGGUCCGGUAAUUUCGGCGUGGCCCGGCUUAUGAGGGAUAAGGUCACCAAGGAGCUCGUUGCUGUCAAGUACAUCGAGAGGGGAGACAAGAUCGAUGAAAAUGUCCAAAGAGAAAUCAUCAAUCACAGGUCAUUGAGGCAUCCCAAUAUUGUCAGGUUUAGAGAGGUCAUUUUAACACCUACCCAUCUGGCUAUUGUAAUGGAAUAUGCUUCUGGAGGAGAGCUUUAUGAGCGGAUUUGCAAUGCAGGGCGGUUUAGCGAAGAUGAGGCUCUUUUCUUCUUUCAGCAGCUAAUAUCUGGAGUCAGCUAUUGUCAUGCGAUGCAAGUCUGCCAUCGUGAUCUGAAGCUGGAAAAUACAUUGCUGGACGGAAGUCCUGCUCCUCGGUUAAAGAUAUGUGAUUUUGGAUAUUCCAAGUCUUCUGUUCUUCAUUCGCAACCAAAGUCUACCGUCGGUACUCCUGCAUAUAUUGCACCGGAGGUGUUGCUUAGACAGGAAUAUGAUGGAAAGAUUGCAGAUGUAUGGUCAUGCGGCGUAACACUAUACGUUAUGUUGGUUGGAGCAUAUCCAUUUGAGGAUCCGGAAGAGCCUAGGGACUAUCGAAAGACGAUACAAAGAAUCCUCAGUGUCAAAUACUCGAUUCCCGAGGAUAUACAGCUUUCACCCGAAUGCCGUCAUCUGAUAUCAAGAAUCUUCGUGGCCGAUCCUGCAGCAAGGAUCACAAUUCCGGAGAUAAAAACACACGAAUGGUUCUUGAGGAAUCUCCCAACCGAUCUAAUGGAUGAGAACAAGAUGGGGAACCAGUUCGAAGAAGCUGACCAGCCCAUGCAAAGUCUUGACACCAUCAUGCAGAUUAUCUCCGAGGCCACAAUCCCAGCCGUCCGGAACCGAAGCCUGGACGAUUACAUGGCCGACAACCUCGACCUGGAUGACGACAUGUUGGAUGACUUGGAUUCCGAUUCUGAGAUCGAUGUUGACAGCAGCGGCGAGAUAGUUUACGCCCUCCAAUAGCCAAAAUCCCAUAUGUCCAUAUUUACAUACGGUGCUCUUCUUCUGUGUGAUAUGGUUCUUGUCUCCAUACUCUCUUCUGUGUUUCUAGCUUUGUUCCGACAGCGUGUGAUUGAAGGAGACUUGUAAUGUUUUCAAAGGCUGAUAGUUAUCCUCUCUCUC
Tarenaya hassleriana is the source of this 1497-nucleotide messenger RNA. RefSeq names its product serine/threonine-protein kinase SRK2I. Bases 244 to 1338 code for a protein of 364 amino acids. NCBI's taxonomy places the organism in Eukaryota, Viridiplantae, Streptophyta, Magnoliopsida, Brassicales, Cleomaceae. The record is from RefSeq and is a predicted model, not a curated record. Gene Ontology annotation, biological process: intracellular signal transduction; protein phosphorylation. The transcript is spliced from 9 exons. Gene Ontology annotation, cellular component: nucleus. Gene Ontology annotation, molecular function: protein serine/threonine kinase activity; ATP binding.